AUGGGUGAGGAAGAACAACCGGCGGCCAAGGGAAAGGCUGCGGGGCCCGGCACCCUACCGAAAUCGAUGACUCCUGCAUCGGAACCACUUAAGCCGGUUGGUAGCACACCACAGACAGGGACGGGACAAACCUCUGCCCCAGAAGAAGAGCAAAGUGUUGCCCUGCUAGGUUUGCUGACCAGAGACGCAGCAGAUCGCGCAUUCCAGGCCAACGUCUUCGAUAGCGAUGACCUGGAAGCCACAUUCGCCCAGUUACGUGAGCUGCUGGACACGCCGCUACAUCCUGUCGAAUAUCAGACGCAGUUCCACGCGACGCGCCAGGAGAUAGGCGAGACCACCGAAGCGUACGCGGANUACGCGUAUCGCGUGAGGCAGCUGGUGGCGAAAGCGUUUUCGGGGGACGCCAGCGAAGGGCAGGAGCGCCGCUCAAUGGCCCGCCUUGUCGAAAGAGUAGCCAACUUUGCCGUGAAGAAGAGGCUGAUUACGAAACCCCAAGAAAGCUUUAAUGAGACCGUGUCACUGGCGCGGGUGACAGAGAAGCUCCAGCAGGCCGUUCAAAAACCGGACGCACAAUGUUGGGCCAUUUCCCAACAGCAGCCAGCCAACGAACAAACCCAUGGGCUUCGAGGCCGUAUCGUCAACCAGUGGCCGGGCGCCCUUUCCCCCGAGACGGCAGUGGAUGGAGACGCUGGCCUAAUACCGGUGAAAGAUCGGAACCGAACUAUAGACAAGCGGUAA
Messenger RNA from Echinostoma caproni, 738 nucleotides. NCBI's taxonomy places the organism in Eukaryota, Metazoa, Platyhelminthes, Trematoda, Plagiorchiida, Echinostomatidae. The record is from the annotation of a GenBank genome assembly.